AUGAUGCUCGGUGAUAUGGGUGCUGAUGUAGUGAAGGUGGAAAACCCCAAGGGAGGCGAUGAUACACGUACGUGGGGACCUCCCUUUGCCGAGAACAAAGAUCCUUCCGACACUGCGGCAGGAGAAUCUGCGUAUUUUUUGUGUGCGAAUCGUAACAAGAAAUCAAUCACGGUCAAUAUGAAAUCAGAUGGAGGACGUCAACUUAUUUAUGAUCUUGUCAAGGAAUGUGAUGUCUUGGUAGAAAAUUAUUUACCAGGUAAAUUGGAAAAGUUGGGUUUGGGCUAUGAACAAAUCAAAAAGAUCAAUCCAAAAAUGAUUUAUGCUUCUAUUACUGGGUAUGGUCAUACCGGGCCAUAUGCAAAUAGACCAGGUUAUGAUGUGAUUAUUGAGGCUGAGGCUGGGUUGAUGCAUAUCACUGGUGAGCCCGAGGGAACUCCUGUCAAAGUAGGUGUAGCUAUCACUGAUCUUACAACUGGUCUUUAUGCUCAUAGCUCUAUUUUGGCUGCUUUGAUUCAAAGAGGAGUGACAGGCAAAGGACAGCAUAUCGACUGCUCAUUGAUUGAGUCACAGGUAGCUUCUUUGGUCAAUAUUGCUUCUAACUAUCUGAUUGGAGGUCAAGAAGCUAAGCGUAUGGGCACAUCUCAUCCUUCUAUCGUACCUUAUCAAGUCUUGCCCACCAAGAAUUCGUUUGUCAUGAUUGGAGCUGGUAACGAUGGUCAAUUCGCCAAAUUAUGUACUCGUAUCGGUCUGGAUCAUUUAAUUACGGAUCCUAAAUACCAAACCAAUGCAGACCGAGUUAAACAUCGCAAAGAAUUGAUCCGUUUACUGGAAGAUCGAUUGGAAGAAGAGGAUACAUCCUUCUGGCUUGAAAAGUUGAAUGGAGCUGGAUUUCCCUUUGCACCCAUCAAUAAUAUCGAGCAAACGUUUGAACAUCCUCAAAUCGUUGCGAGAGGGCUUGUUCAUGAGAUUGAACAUGAACGUGCAGGAAAAAUCAAGGUUGUGGGACCUCCUGUCAAAUUUAGCGAUGCUACCACAAGUAUUCGUUUACCUCCUCCUCUUUUGGGUGCUCAUACCGAUGAAAUUCUGUCAGACAUGUUGGGUUAUUCUAAAUCCAAGGUGGAUGCACUUCGACAAAAGGGUGCUAUCGGUGCAUAA
This is a messenger RNA of Mucor mucedo, 1155 nucleotides long. Its product is annotated as CoA-transferase family III domain-containing protein. The transcript is spliced from 4 exons. Gene Ontology annotation, molecular function: catalytic activity. Lineage: Eukaryota; Fungi; Mucoromycota; Mucoromycetes; Mucorales; Mucoraceae. The coding region runs from base 1 to 1155 and encodes 384 amino acids. The record is from RefSeq and is a predicted model, not a curated record.